CUAGACAAAACAACGAUGUUUAUAACUACUCAAAUUUAUAAUAAAAACGCUCUCUUCUCUCUCCUGUUUCCCCUUCCCCUGAACCCCCAAAUAAUCCCAUCGCCAUGGGAGGGAAGCUCUGGGCUUCCCUCCCUCUUCUCUCCCUUUACUUUUUCCCCUCUUCCUUUUUCCCCCUUAUCCCCCUCUACCGCCGCCUCCGUUGUGGCUCUUGCUUCUUCCUCUGAAGAAGCCUUUAUCCUGCAUCAACAUGCUCUAGCCUUUCUCUUGCUGGAUCUUGUUUUUGCCUUAUGUUUCUUGCUUCUCUGCUCCUCAACUCCUCAUCUACCGGGCACGCGCCUCUCCAUCAGCUUCGCCGCCACCAUCCGACUCCAUCGACAUCAGAAGCGGUUCCACCGGCCUCCCGCGAACCGGAGCGUGAUUUGCACGCGCCGCCAGGGACUUAACCGGUUUUCCCCCUUCCCCCGCCUCUGUUGGUGGUCUCGCGCCGUGCGUGGUGUUAGCCGAUGGCGAGAGGUCCUCUGGUGUAGGCGCGUGGACUCCACGCGCUGUCUCAGGGGACUCCCAGCCCACGCCCCUCUGCUGACCGGUUGCUGCUGUGUUGUUGUGUUUUUUUUCUUUUUGUAUUUCUGGGCAGUUUUGUUUAGGUGUGUUUUUUGUAUUUCUUUGUUAUGUAGGAUUUUCUGUUGUAUAUUCUACUGUAAUCUCUGUAAUGGUUACCCCAGUGGUGUUUGGAUCCUUGUGAUUCUGCAACCACCCUUUACCACCUUUAAUGGUGGCCCAGGUUCUUGGCAUCCGUGUCAAGGUCCAAUAGGCCCGCAUCUUCGGAAGCAUUGCCUCCGCGUACUUUCAUUCAUAGGUUUUAAUGUUUUUUUCUUAACGUUAUGGGUUGCUCAGCCCUAGUUUAAUGUAA
Alnus glutinosa is the source of this 910-nucleotide messenger RNA. RefSeq lists its product as uncharacterized. Bases 16 to 900 code for a protein of 294 amino acids. The transcript is spliced from 2 exons. Lineage: Eukaryota; Viridiplantae; Streptophyta; Magnoliopsida; Fagales; Betulaceae. The record is from RefSeq and is a predicted model, not a curated record.